Dentiscutata erythropus is the source of this 543-nucleotide messenger RNA. Lineage: Eukaryota; Fungi; Glomeromycota; Glomeromycetes; Diversisporales; Gigasporaceae. The record is from the annotation of a GenBank genome assembly.
AUGUCUUUAAAUGAAAAUAAAGAAAAUAAUUUUUUUCCAUCACAUAUUACUUUAGAACAGCUAGGUUUGGAUGAUUAUGAAAAUAAUGAAUUGGUACAAGAAGUUGUACAAGAUUUAUGGAAAUUUUUUCAAUCCAAAAACUAUAAAAAAGAGCUUGAUUUAGUUUUGAUGGGCCAGCUUAUGGCAUUUGAAUAUAAUCAAAUAAAUAAAAAUACUAAAGAAAAUACUAGACAAAAUUUUAAUUAUCAAUUUAAUAAUGAUAUUAAACUCUGUAAAAAUACAUAUCUUAAGUUAAUUAGAGUUGGAAAUGAUUAUCUUAUUCAUGUUAAAGAAAAUUUAGUAACUAAAGGAUUAGUUGAACGAUUCAAUGUUAAUGAGAUUCUUAAAAAAAUUUCUUUAAAACCUUUAUCAAAAGAGUAUCAAAAGUAUCUUUACUAUGAAAUAAGAAAAUAUGUAGAUAUAGAAUUUCAAGAAAUAACUUGUCCAAAGCCAUCAUAUCAUGGCUUAAUAAAUAAUUUCUCUUUUAUUAAAGUAAAAAUCUGA